Drosophila rhopaloa is the source of this 830-nucleotide messenger RNA. RefSeq lists its product as uncharacterized. The transcript is spliced from 2 exons. NCBI's taxonomy places the organism in Eukaryota, Metazoa, Arthropoda, Insecta, Diptera, Drosophilidae. Bases 62 to 781 code for a protein of 239 amino acids. The record is from RefSeq and is a predicted model, not a curated record.
UAUUUGGUGCGCUAGUAUAAAUAGCUGACACUUGACUUGGCGUUGCCAUAGUCAAUGCAAUAUGGGCUCGAGCACUGGAACUUGGAUUCUAUUGGGAUUGGUGGCCGGCGUCGCCUCUCUGGCUAGCGCUGCAAAAAUACCCCAAUCCGACGAGCAGACGAUUCUCCAAAACAAUGGAAAUACUUUUCUGUCCAACGGAGCAGGGCAGAUUAUUCAAGGACCAGAUGGGAAAACGAUCUUGAUUGGAUCGGAUGGCCGGAGGAUCAUUGCGGACGCUGAUUCCAGCGAAGAGGACGAUUCCCGCGAUUACGGACAGGGUAAUAGCAACGUCAUUAUCAACGGCCAGUCGGGUUCCAGCUUGAUUCAGAGCAAUGGGCACAGCUUCAUCUAUGGAGACCAGAGCCACGGAAGUUACAUCAACAGCAAUGGACGCAGUGUGCGGAUCAUAAACGGAGCUAUUGAACUGAAUGAAAACGGACAGGUGUACACGUUCCAGCCAAAGGCAGCGGGUGUGAACGAAAAGGAAACGGUGGAUAUCAACGGGCAGCCGGCUCAGGUGGAGUACUCCAAUGGCGACAUAGUCAUCGAACUGGCCGAUCACACGGUGAUCGCCAAGACCGGAGGACGUACCUUCCUGGGUGAUCGCUACUCCUUCGACAAUCGCGACAAGCUGGAGGCGGAGGCAAAGAACUACGCCCAGCGGAUCGAAAACGAAGUCAGGGCCACUCUCCAGAAAACGAUGGAGGACCUGAAAGCAGAGUUGGGCAGCCUUUUCGCCUAGAACCAAGUAAUUGUACAUGAGUCGCUCUGAAUAAAGCGCAUUUGCAGCA